Molecule: messenger RNA, 3335 nt
Organism: Candoia aspera
Lineage: Eukaryota; Metazoa; Chordata; Lepidosauria; Squamata; Candoiidae
Gene: LVRN
Product: laeverin
Exons: 20
Coding region: 42-2966 (974 amino acids)
Biological process (GO): proteolysis; peptide catabolic process
Cellular component (GO): cytoplasm
Molecular function (GO): zinc ion binding; peptide binding; metalloaminopeptidase activity
Source: RefSeq, a predicted model, not a curated record
GACUCUUCGCUUUCUUCCGCGAGAAGGAGCCGGGCGUCGACAUGAGCGCCAAGUUGCGCUCGGGCUUCUACCUGGGGAAGAAGUCCGCCUUGUCGCUGGCGCUGCUUCUGGCCGCCUUGCUUUUGGCGCUCCUGGUGCUGGCGAUCCUCUACGGACGUUGCGCGCGGGAACGGACGGAAUCCGGCCGGUCGCGGCCGGUCGCGCCGACGACGCCCUGGGACAACGCCACCGCGGAGCCCACAACGCGGCUCUCGGGGCCGUGGGACCAGCCACGUUUGCCCCGGCACGUCACGCCGAUCCACUACUCGCUGCUGCUCUGGCCCCACCUGGCGCCCGGCCUCCCCGAGCCCCGCACGCACUCGGGACAGGUGAAUAUCACGGUGCGGUGCCGCGAAGCCACCUCCACGGUGCUCCUGCACAGCGCCGACCUGACUUACCAGGGCGCCUCGGUGUGGGGCCCGCUGGACGGCGCGCCCGCCAACAGCACCCGCAGCAUCCCGCUGGCCGAGCUGUGGGCGGCCCCUACGAACCAGUACCUGGUGCUGGAGCUGCUGGAGACCCUGAGCGCGGGCGCCCUCUAUGAGCUGCGGCUCGCCUUCCAGGGGAAGAUCCAGUCGAAGCCGAACUUCUCCGGGCUCUUCUUGAACACCUACGAGGACGAAGGCGAGAGCAGGUGGAUAAUUGCAUCACAGCUACAACCAACAGCCGCAAGAUGUGUUUACCCAUGCUUUGAUGAACCUGCAAUGAAAGCUACCUUUAAUAUCAGCAUUGUUCACCAUCCAAGCUAUGUUGCCCUUUCCAAUAUGCCAGCUUUGGAUGUAUCUGAGUACAAAGAUAUGAAUGAGAAGGCACCAAGUGUUUUGAUGAAUGAAACUACACCAGUUAACUGGACUAUCACAACAUUUGAAAUAACCCUGAAAAUGUCUACGUAUAUCACUGCUUUUGUAGUUUGCAAGUUUGAUUAUGUCACCACAACUGAAAGGGGCAAUCAGAUACGCAUUUGGGCUCGGAAGGAUGCAGUUCAAAGGGGAUUUGCUAAUUAUGCUUUAAAUAUCACAGGACCAAUCUUUUCAUAUCUGGAAGACUUAUUUAACAUCAGUUAUCCUCUUUCAAAAACAGAUGUGGUUGCACUACCUAAUAUGAAUGCUGGUGCAAUGGAAAACUGGGGAUUAAUGAUUUUCCAUGAAACUUCCUUACUGUACAAUCCAGAAGAUAAAUAUAUAUUAGAGAAAAUGCAGAUUUGCCAAAUUGUUGCCCAUGAGGUAGCACACCAGUGGUUUGGAAACCUAGUUACCAUGGAUUGGUGGAACGACUUAUGGCUUAAUGAGGGAUUUGCAACUUACCUCGAAUAUCUAGGUCUACACUACAUUGAACGCAUCAUGCCAUUGGAUAAACUCUUUAGCAAGAUGGUUGUGCUACCUAUGUUGGCUAAAGAAAAUAAAGAAUUAAAUCAGUCUGUAUCAGACACAGAUGAAACCCAUCAACCAGACUCAUUAAUGGAACUGUUCAGUACAGUAACUUACCAUAAGGCGGCUUCUGUCAUCCGGAUGCUUUCCAACUUUAUGACUGAAAGAUUGUUUAUCAAAGCACUGAAUUCAUAUCUGAGUGCAUUUUCCUUUUCUAAUGCCAUCCAAGAUGAUCUGUGGAAUCACAUUCAAAAGGUAAUAGAUGAGCACAAUGACUUCCAGUUGCCAGCACCAGUAAAAUUGAUAAUGGACUCUUGGACCUGCCAGAAGGGCUUUCCACUCCUGACAGUAAAUUUUACUACUGGCAAUAUUAGCCAGGAGCCAUAUUUUGCUGAAGAAGGAGAACACAGCUCAAUUGACACAUGGAUUAUUCCUAUUUCUUGGAUAAGAAAUGGAACCUUACAACCUGUAGUAUGGCUUGAUAAACGUAGUAAAAUAUUUCCUGAAAUGAAAAUAUCAGAUUCAGAACACGAUUGGAUUGUUUUAAAUGUGAACAUGAGUGCUUACUAUAGAAUCAACUAUGAUCAAAAGUAUUGGAGAAAAUUGGCCAAAGUGCUUGAAGGUGACCCAAAGGCUAUUCCCUCUAUCAGCAGAUUACAGUUAAUGGUAGAUGCCUUUCACUUGAGUUGGUCCAAUUACACUGGGUAUGAGACUCCACUGUAUUUAACUAAAUACCUUGAAAAAGAAGAUGAUUCCACAGUGUGGGAAAUGGCAUUGGAUGCGCUGGGCAUUUACAGCUGGCGUUUUCUUCUGAGAGAUUCUGAAUUAUAUCCAGUUUUAAAGCAAUACUUAUUACCACGAGUAACACCAAUAUAUCAUCGCUAUGCAUAUCUUCUUCGUAAGAGCACUGAAGCAUUGGAAAUUAACCCAUUCACCAUACAUGCUGUAGAAGGAAUUCUUAGAACAGCGUGCUGGUUUGGGCUCCGGGACUGUUUAGACCUAGCUUCUGAAUUCUUCAACAAGUGGAUGAACAAUUCCAAACAUGAGGUUCCUAUUUGUUUUAGCUCAACUAUUUGUUGCUAUGGUGUUUGGAUGGGUAACGACAAAGAAUGGGAUUUUUUGUGGAAAAAAUUUAAACAGAAUGAGACUGCAGAUGUAUACAGAUCUAAUAUAUUCUUUGCCUUGAGCUGCACUCGUGUGCCAUGGUUACUUCAAAGAUACUUGCAUUAUAUCCUCAGUGGCGAGACAAAUCCACAAGCUAUUGUAGUGGAAGCAAUUCGGAAUGUGGUCCGGAAUGAGGUUGGAUUCUGGACAGCAUGGACAUUUGCAUCAGAAAAUUGGUCAUAUCUGCCCAUUAGGCUCACACUGCAAGCUCUCAUGACAACUGUCACUACUGACAUUGAAAUGCAAAUGAUCCAGGUUUUUCUUAAUAAUACACUUGAACCAGAAGAAAGGAUAAUGGCUACAGAUAUAAUACUGAAAGCAAAAUCUACAAAUGAAGAAAGAAAAGAAUCAAUGACUAAAAUGAUCAUGUGGUUGAAGAAAAAUAUGGAUGAUUGACAUUUGAGAAAUCUCUUUUUUUUUUAAGAUGUCUUCAUAACAAUUAAAACUUCUUGGAUCUGAAAGAUGUUAUUGUUGGGUAUACAUAAAGUAGUUUUUUUUAUUAAAGCAAUCUUAUAAAAUGCUGUUCAGUACAAAGCAGGCUACUGGUACGUGAAUUGUAUUUUCCCCCAGGGCACUCUCUACAAAAAAUAUUAUUCUGGUGAAUCCUUCCUCUCUAAGAAUGUACUUCCAAAUGCUGCGUAAAGGGAACUUCAAGAAAUAUUAUAUGUUAAAGAAACUGAACAAAGCAAACUUCAAUAAUUGAAACUAACUAGAAGCUAGAAGCAUCUGCUGUACUCUGAUCUACUGUUGUUGAUUUUCUGUGUG